AAUAGCAAUCUUGAAUUGCAUGCCAAUAUUUGUACAUCCUACUGGCAAACAUUUCCUACAUGACAUGACCAACUAUUCACAAUGAAAGUCAUAUCCUGUCACGUUGCCUACAGAAGUGGCAAGAACUCUUAAGAAACUUGGUGAACGAUAACUUGGAGAAAUAACUCACUUUGACUACCUGUCUACGGCAUCAAGCAACAUUUAUCCUCUCAUUUCCAAGCACAGAAAACUAACCAUGGCGCCCAUUUUACUCAAUUGCAUGGGAACGGAGCAGGAGGAAUAUAUCAAACCACAGGUUCAUGUGAAGAAUCCCCACUUGGACUUAAUGGAGGAAGACAUCCUGUACCAUUUCAACCUGGGAACCAAGACCCACAACCUGCCUGAGAUGUUUGGGGAUGUCAAGUUUGUGUGUGUUGGAGGAAGUGCAAAUCGCAUGAGAGCUUUCGCUAAGUUCAUGCACCAGGAGCUGGGCUUGCCUGGGAACACGGAUGAGAUCACUGAUAUCUGUGAAGGGACAGACCGCUACUCCAUGUAUAAAGUCGGGCCAGUGUUGUCUAUCAGCCAUGGCAUGGGAGUGCCCUCCAUCUCCAUCAUGCUUCACGAGCUCAUCAAGCUGCUCCAUCACGCAAGCUGCCGUGACGUCAACAUCUUCCGCAUCGGCACCUCAGGAGGAGUUGGUCUGGCCCCAGGCACAGUGGUGGUCACAGACAAAGCCGUGGACAGCUUCUUCAGGCCCCAGUUUGACCAGGUGGUCCUGGGGAAGGUGAUUGUCAGGAGCACGGAGCUGGACGCGGAUCUGGCAGACGAGCUGCUGCAGUACUCCAGGGAGAUGCCCGAUCUGCCCACCGUCAUCGGGAACACCAUGUGCACCUACGAUUUCUACGAAGGUCAGGGCCGGCUGGACGGAGCUCUGUGCUCCUUCUCCACCGAGGAGAAGCUGGAGUACCUGAGGAAAGCCUACGAUGCUGGCGUCAGGAACAUCGAGAUGGAGUCCACUGUGUUCGCCGCCAUGUGUCGUGUGUGCAACCUCAAAGCUGCUGUGGUGUGUGUGACCCUGCUGAACCGCUUCGACGGAGACCAGAUCUCCACGCCCCACGAGGUGCUGGUGGAGUACCAGCAGAGGCCCCAGUGCCUAGUCGCCCAGUUCAUCAAGAAGCGCCUGGGCCUGCAGGCCUGAUCUAAGCGCUGCCCACCCAGGCCACGAGUCUGAUCUGUGUAUAUGUACAAAAGUGUUCAUAGUUAUUUAAAAUGAUGCUGAUUCAAUAUACUGUUAGAAGGAAGGGAGUGGUGUCCCGUACGUAGACGUACAUGUGGGGGCCUCAUUCUUUACCUCACUUUGAUCCAUGGCACUUCUUCACUUGGAAAAGGGACUUUCAAAGUGGUACUUUAGACACUGAAUUGCAAACAAUGUAUCUGUUUAAUCACAUAAUUAGUUUUCCAUCAUUCCUUUUUUGCCCUUUGGUAUAGAGUAUGGUUGCAAUGUUUGUUGUAGAGGGUUUAGGACUCUCGUGGGCUAUAGGUCAUGUGGUGACAUUAACAAGUCACCAUAUAUAUCUACAUAAACAACAUUGUGUCUGUAAGUGUAUUGGAAUCACACAAACCAACAAAUGUAUCAGUUAUCCAAAAUGUGUAUGUUAUGUGUAUAUUAGGAGUAUCUAGUUACCUAGUUGUAUAUGUUGCAAAUAUGUUUCCAUUAUUUGAUGUAUAAUUUCAAUGUGUACAUUUAUAUGAUGUUUUUACUUGAUACUUUUUAAAUACAAACCUUGAUAAAACCA
Messenger RNA from Sardina pilchardus (European sardine), 1775 nucleotides. It is a transcript of the gene upp2, whose product is annotated as uridine phosphorylase 2. Lineage: Eukaryota; Metazoa; Chordata; Actinopteri; Clupeiformes; Clupeidae. Gene Ontology annotation, biological process: nucleotide catabolic process; uridine catabolic process. Gene Ontology annotation, cellular component: cytoplasm; cytosol. The record is from RefSeq and is a predicted model, not a curated record. Gene Ontology annotation, molecular function: uridine phosphorylase activity. The coding region runs from base 236 to 1177 and encodes 313 amino acids. The transcript has 9 exons.